AUGGCUAGUCAAUCCGCUUUAUUCCAGGAGCUAAGACCGUUAUGUGUGGAUCUUUCACGACAAGCUUUUCUACCACCCAAUACAUUUGAUCCUAGUUCUCUUACGCUGCUGAAUGCACUAAAGAGAUUAGAAUCCAAAUUGACAUUUUAUCAUGACGAAUCCCUUUCACAAAAAUUGGCAGAAUACGUCUUUGUUCCUAUUGUGAGUCUCUUAAAACAAAGUGGACUUGGCGAUUCUCAAACUGAGUAUGUAUUAAGAAUAAUCACACACCUGCUGCGACUAAGCUGGAGGUCCAAGGGAACUUUUGCCAAAGAAUUAGCAGAGCAGUUAUUACCCCUGGUAACUUUCCUUAUAAGCCAAGAUAAAGAGAAUUCGAAGAUCAGUGAAAAACCCUUAGAGUAUAAAAGUGCAGGAUGUGGGGUUCUGCUCCAAUUCUUUACUUCCCUCAGAGACCAAUCUUAUAAAUUUCAAUUCUUCUCUUCAUCAAAACCCAAGAGUCUUCUCAGUCUGGGACAUUGUAUUACGAUACUGCUAGGACUUUUGGAAUCUACCUCUCAAGAUCCUCAGACACAAAUACAGGCAUUAGAAGCCCUACGAAUUCUUUAUCAGGAGAUUAUAGGUGAUGGUGAGAUAAUUUCAUUUGUAUUGCCAGGUAACGUUUCAAGUUUUGUCAAAGUAUUCUUAUCUCCAGGUGUUAACGUUAACUACAAAGUUGUGGUCAAAACUUUACAAGUUUUAAGUAUCAUCUUGAGGAUGGUAUAUGAUGACUUUACCUUGGAUGCUCAUAGGUCUCGAUUCACAGAUGUAAAUGAAUUAAUUACCUUCAAAGAGGAACAUCCAGAUGUGGAUGUCAAUAGGCGCAUAGAAAUGCAUUUAGAAAGUCCUUCUCAACAUAGAAGUCUAAGUUGGCUUCUAGGGACAUCCUCACAAGUGAAAAGAGCUCUUGACAGCUUCAUUCCAAAAUUACUUAAAAGACAAAAUCAAGAGAUUACAGAUGCCCUCACAGAUUUCACAUCAAAUCUACUCAAACAUUCUAAGAACUCUCUAAGCAACUGUCAAUAUUCUUUAGUGUCAACUCUAGUAAGCCUAAGGAGAGAUCCAUACAGUCAACUUCCGGAACAUCUCGAGUACCUGCAACAACUAGUCGAAGGGAAAGCAGGCAAGCUCAACAAUAUUAUCAAAUUAGAAAAUGAACAAGAGCUGUUAUCGCUGAGCUAUGCCUUAGAUAUUUUGGUUCAAUGUGAUCCCACUAAAGAUUUUUCAUUACUCAAAGACAUCGGCGGCAAUAUACUUGAGGCUCUAGAAUCUGAUAUCACCAGCACUCUAUCAAGGAGGCGCAAUUUCAAAAUCACAGAACAGAGCAGCAAUGUUAUCCUUGCCGGUGAUUUGGAGGCAGAAAUCGUUCAUUGUCAGGAUUCAGUGGCAAUUUUACCUACAAUGUCAAAAAGGUUGGAAGAUACUAUAGGUAAACUGUUAAUGUCCGCUGGUAGGAUGGCAGGUCAAGAGAGUCAACUUUCACUGCUCAUUGAGACCACUCUAUCUGAACAGUCAUGCUCAAAUACCAUACGAAAGACGUUGGCACUUUGGUCCAGUGCCUGGGCCAUUAGGGGACUAUACAAUGGACAGCAAUCAAAUAAUGAAAUGAAUGCUUUCUUAGACACAGGUGAAGACGAGGAAUAUACAUAUGAACCUUGUUAUGCCAUUCUCGAUUUUUGUAAUGGACUGGCUCAAGAGUUAACCGUGGUGCAAGAAGGCAGAUCAAUGUCACUUCAAGAGGAAACAGUCUUAAGUGUUGUACUUUUUACUAUUGAAUCUGUGUGUCAAGUAAUGCACAAGGAUUUUGAACCGGAACUAAUUGAAUACUUGUACACAACCGUAGAAAACUUGGCUUCUCCUUCCCCCAUAGUACGCCAUUUCGCCCAAUCAUGUUCACUGACGAUUUCUCAGACACUUUACAAUGGUUCUAUACAGCAAAUGCUACUAUCUAACGUGGAUUAUCUGGUGGAUUCCAUUUCUACAAGGUUGAACUUGGGUAUGACAGAAAGAGUUAGCGCGGUAUUCGCGGUUAUCUGCAAAAUAGCUGGAUAUGAAACGAUAGAAACGUUUAAAGACGUGAUAGAAACUAUUUUCAAAAUGCUGGAUUACUACCAUGGUUAUGAUGAAUUGUGCAUUCAAUUCUUCCAAUUAUUUGAAGUCAUUAUCUUGGAAAUGAAAAAAAGAUUUCUUCAAGUAGACGAACAGUUGACUUUAGGAAGCGAUCAUUUAGUAACCAAUGCCUAUUCUCCCUGGGGUAUGACGAAUGUUAAGCAAUUAGUUAGUAUUCUAGGCAAACCCAAUCCCGAGGAUGAACCACUAGUUGAUGAAUAUACCAAGGAACCAUCCUCUUUCCAAGAAUAUUUCGAUUCCAAGAUCCAGGAGGCAGACAGUGACGAUGAAGACGAGGAACAUGCAGAGGAAGAAGGUACAGAAAUGGAGCCCCUAGCUCCCAAAGAAAAAUGGUCUUCCCCAAUUCCGCUAGAUUCAUACAGAAUAUUGUUGGAAGUAUUCCACUACGGCGAUCGACUAUUGACACACCCAUCCAAACCCCUGCGCGUACAAAUCCUUCAAGUAAUGGAACUCAUUGUACCAAUGCUUUCCACGCAGUACAAUUCGAUGUUGCCUCAAAUAGCUAAUGUCUGGGAAUCCGUCGUUCAGUGUACUUUAAGUUCGGAUUACACCAUUGUAAAGCCUGCUUGCUUAUGUCUACGAAAAAUAAUCCAUUAUUCUGGCGAUUUCGUAGCUAAAAGAUUUUUCGAGUUAUGGGAUCGUUGGUGCCAAGGAUCCAGUCUUUUGAAAGAGGUGAGAGUUGCCAGGAGUGGCGGCAGUGGUAAAGCGGAAGUUGGAAAUUCUCAAAUGAGUACACAUCGCAAGUUCCCUCCAGUGACAAAAGAUGCUCUAGUAGCACUAGCGGGUUUACUUCUUGAAGGUAUCACCGUCACCGAAUUAAUGCUACCAGAUACAACUUUGACAGACAUGUUAUACUGUUGCAUACAAGUCAUACCAGCUGACACGGUAGCAGAAACAUCUCUGCUUCUAGCAGAUGUCGUAUGGACUUUAAAAGACACUAACUAA
Messenger RNA from Zygosaccharomyces rouxii, 3111 nucleotides. RefSeq names its product Tti1p (gene TTI1). The record is from RefSeq and is a predicted model, not a curated record. Gene Ontology annotation, cellular component: cytoplasm. The coding region runs from base 1 to 3111 and encodes 1036 amino acids. Lineage: Eukaryota; Fungi; Ascomycota; Saccharomycetes; Saccharomycetales; Saccharomycetaceae. Gene Ontology annotation, biological process: chromatin remodeling. The transcript has a single exon.